AUGGCAUGCAAGUGGCAAUGCGUGGCGACGCCGCUGCUUGUGGUGUGGUUGGCCGCGUCGGCGACGCAGCAGGGAUGCAACGCGCAGACGAGAGGGAGUGGGAAUGGUAAUCUGACCAGAGGGAGCUUCCCCAAGGGCUUCGUCUUCGGCACAGCCGCCUCCGCCUACCAGUACGAGGGAGCCGUCAAUGUGGAUGGAAGAGGACCUACAAUUUGGGACAAAUUCGCACACACAUUUGGGAAGAUCCUUGACUUCAGCAAUGCCGAUGUUGCUGUUGACCACUACCACCGUUUUCAGGAGGACAUUCAGCUCAUGGCAGAUAUGGGAUUGGAUGCCUACAGAUUCUCAAUUGCAUGGUCUCGGAUUCUCCCAAAUGGCGCCGGUGAGGUCAACCCAGCAGGCAUCAACCACUACAACAAGGUCAUUGACGCACUCCUAGCAAAAGGGAUUAAGCCGUAUGUAACCCUCUACCACUGGGACCUUCCCCAGGCCCUGGAAGACAAGUACAAUGGAUUGCUUGACAGGCAGAUAAUCAACGACUACGCGGCAUACGCGGAGACGUGUUUCAAAGCGUUUGGGGACAGGGUGAAGCGUUGGAUCACCUUCAACGAGCCACACACGGUGGCGGUGCAGGGCUACGACAGCGGGAUCCACGCGCCGGGCCGCUGCUCCGUGCUCCGCCACCUCUGCUGCAAGCAAGGGAGCUCCGGCACCGAGCCCUACAUUGUCGCUCACAACAUCAUCCUCGCUCACGCCAUGGUUUCAGACAUCUACAGGAAGAAGUACAAGGCAGAGCAGAAUGGAGAGGUGGGGAUGUCGUUGGAUGUGAUAUGGUACGAGCCUGUCUCAAACUCCACAGCUGAUGUUGAGGCCACCAAGAGAGCACAAGAGUUCCAGCUGGGAUGGUUUGCCGAUCCCUUCUUCUUCGGUGAUUACCCGGCGACGAUGAGAUCAAGGGUCGGACAAAGGCUGCCGAGGUUCAUGACGAAAGAGGCCGAUUUGGUGAAGGGGUCGCUGGACUUCGUGGGGAUCAAUCACUACACCACAUUCUACACAAAGGAAGACCAUACCACUGUCAUCAAAUACUUGCUGAAUGAUACCUUGGUAGACAGCGGAUCCGUCAGCCUCCCAUUCAGAAAUGGGAAGGCAAUUGGAGAUAAGGCCAAUUCGAUAUGGUUGUACAUUGUGCCUGGCAGCAUGAGGAGGCUCAUGAACUAUGUCAAAGAUAGAUACAACACUCCAACUGUCUACAUCACUGAAAAUGGGAUGGAUUACAGCAAUAGAUCUCCCUCAAGAAGGCCCUCAAGGACCGAAAAAAGGAUCAACUACCACAAUGACUACCUCACAAAUGUAGCUGAUUCCAUAAUGACGGACGGCUGUGAUGUUCGUGGGUAUUUUGUGUGGUCUCUCCUCGACAAUUGGGAGUGGACCGCUGGAUACACCUCAAGAUUCGGGUUGUACUUCGUACACUACAAGGAUAACCUCAAGAGAUAUCCCAAGAACUCUGUCCAGUGA
Molecule: messenger RNA, 1515 nt
Organism: Triticum turgidum subsp. durum (durum wheat)
Lineage: Eukaryota; Viridiplantae; Streptophyta; Magnoliopsida; Poales; Poaceae
Source: the annotation of a GenBank genome assembly